Molecule: messenger RNA, 3636 nt
Organism: Acomys russatus (golden spiny mouse)
Lineage: Eukaryota; Metazoa; Chordata; Mammalia; Rodentia; Muridae
Gene: Ankle2
Product: ankyrin repeat and LEM domain containing 2
Exons: 13
Coding region: 196-3081 (961 amino acids)
Biological process (GO): negative regulation of phosphorylation
Cellular component (GO): endoplasmic reticulum
Molecular function (GO): protein phosphatase 2A binding
Source: RefSeq, a predicted model, not a curated record
GCCGCCUGAGCUGAGGUCCUGCCCGCGAAGCUCCGGCGGGAGCGUUGGGGAACAGAGCGGGAGGCUCCGGUAUCGCCCCGCGGCCGGGCGGAGGCCUGAGGCGGCAGGCGCGGCUCCGGAAGUGAAGCGAGCGGCCCCGUCAGGGCCUGAGGCGCGAGCGGCGCGGUCUCUCGCCUCGCCGUCGUGGUGGCGGCGAUGCUGUGGCAGCGGUUGGCGGUGGUUGAGUGGGCGGCGCUGGCCUGGGAGCUCCUGGGCGCCUCGGUGCUGCUCAUCGCCGUGCGCUGGCUGGUCCGGCGGCUGGAGCGGCGGCCGCGCAGCCCGAGCCGUAGCGGGACACCCCGCCCUCCGCCCGGCGCGUCUGAAGCUGCGGCCGCUCGGCCAGGUGAAGUGACAAUGGAUGCCAUGUUGGCUCGAUUGAAACUCCUGGAUCCAGAUGACCUAAGAAAAGAAGUUAUGAAAGCUGGAUUGAAAUGUGGACCCAUUACAUCAACAACAAGAUUUAUUUUUGAGAAGAGAUUAGCUCAGGCUUUACUAGAGCAGGGUGGAUUGCUGGCUUCCUCUCUUCCCAAGCACAGUGAGGUGACUGCCGUGGCCCUGACCCAGGGCACCCCAAGGACUCCUGCAUCUGUGGAAGGGAAACCAAGUCAACAGUCCAGCUCUCCUGAAGACAAAGAUUUUGGCUAUAGUGUGGGCUUGAACCCUCCAGAAGAGGAAACUGUAACGUCUGAUGUCCCCCUGACAACCUUCAGUGCCUCUGCCAGGAAUGACUACAGCGGGUCUGGAGUGACAGCUGCUAAAGAGCCACUUCUAUUCUAUGGUGUAUGUCCAGUCUCUGAGGAUGGCCUUGUGAGAAAUGAGAGGAUCCAUGUUUACGAAGAUAAAAAGGAAGCAUUGCAAGCCGUCAGAUUGAUCAAAGGGUCCCGGUUUAAAGCUUUUCCAACAAGAGAAGAUGCUGAAAAAUUUGCUAGAGGAAUAUGUGAUUAUUUCCCUUCUCCCAACAAAAUUACAUCCUCACUGUCUCCUGUGAAGGCAGGGCCACUGUUGGGCAGUGAUGGGCUGAAAGCAGAUGCUUUGUGCCUGGCUGAAUCAGAAACAGUAAACAAAGAACGAGCAAACAGUUAUAAAAGUCCCCGUACCCAGGACCUCACUGCCAAGCUGCGGAAAGCCGUUGAGAAAGGGGAAGAACGCGCCUUCUCUGAUCUCAUCUGGAGUAAUCCUCGGUAUCUAAUUGGUUCUGGAGACAACCCAACCAUUGUACAAGAAGGCUGUAGGUACAAUGUCAUGCAUGUUGCUGCCAAAGAGAACCAGGCUUCUGUGUGCCAGCUGACGUUAGAGACUCUGGAGAACCCCGAGUUUAUGCGUCUGAUGUACCCAGAUGACAGCGUGGACAUGCUGCAAAAGCGCAUGCUGUACAUUGUCGACCUCUACCUGAACACUCCUGACAAAGCGGGCUUUGAGACACCAUUACAUUUUGCUUGUAAGUUUGGACAUGUGGAUGUAGUCAGUGUGCUUUCUUCGCACCCUUUGAUUGUGAAAAACCCAAAGAACAAAUAUGGUAAAACACCUGAAGAUGUAAUUUGUGAAAGAAGCAAAAACAAGUCUGUAGAGCUGAAAGAGAGGAUUAGAGAACACUUAAUGGGUCAUUACUAUGUGCCACUUCUGAGAGCAGAAGACACUUCUUCUCCUGUCAUUGGGGAGCUGUGGUCCUCAGACCAGAGAGCUGAGGCCUCUAAUGCUGACCACUGUCGGAGUAGCCCCCGAGACCCUGUGAUGACACUGAGAGCUUUUGUGGGGCCUCUGAGCCCAUCCAAGGCAGAAGAUUUUAGAAAGCUCUGGAAAACUCCACCUCGAAAGAAAGCAGGCUUCUUCCACAGCAUCAGAAAGUCUGACGCAGAGCGAGGCAUCGAGAGAGUGGGAAGGGAGCUAGCUCAUGAGCUGGGGUAUCCCUGGGUUGAAUACUGGGAAUUUCUGGGAUGUUUUGUUGAUCUGUCUUCCCAGGAAGGCUUGCAAAGACUAGAGGAGUACCUUGUCCAGCAUGAGAUAAGCAAAAAGGCUCAGCAGGAAACAGCAGAAAACGAAGGCUGCCUUCAGGACACAGCCUCGGUUUUUGGCAGUGGGAAGAAGUACAGCAAUUCCAUCUCUGUAGGAGCAUUUCUAGAUGGGGACGAUGACAUCAGCUUGGAAGAAAUAAAAAAUCAGCAAAAUACAGUUCCAAGUCAGAGUCGGCCCACAAUCGAUAAAUCCCAAAACUCUGACUACAGUUCCCUUUCCUUGGGCCAGAAGGUGGACCCUGACGAAGCCUCCGCUGGAUCUUGUCCCCAUAACAGCAGAAAUGGGUUUUGUCAUCCUCUGAACAACAGGACCACAGGUGGAAGAAGACUAGAGGCAACCAGUGGGGAGGAGGCCCAUCCACCGCCUGUUUCUAGUUUGACUCUUGAGUUUGAUAAACUGAAUUUGCAGAGUCCAGGAGAGAGCCCUUUUGAGACACCAAAUAAAAAUAGGAACCCAGAGGAUAAGAUACUGGCUUCAAGAAAGGAUGCAGCAGGAAGUGACUUGCUGUCACCUCCUCCUGCAGUAACAAGACUUGAAAACAACCAAAUCAGGUCCAACAAUGAGGUGUCAGAGGCAAUGGCUGAAAUGUCUUUGGGCUCCAGCAGCCCCCAACUUGGGAUUCAGGCUGGUCAGGAACCUGUGUCCUCAUCUACCACAGGAGAUUCCAACAGGAGGCUCUUCCUUUCUGGCGAGGAACCAUCAAAACUAGAUCGAGAUGUCUUAGCAGCUCUUGAGUGUGUGGAUGUUGACCCUGGUCUGUACCCAGCUGUCCACAGGUGGAAAAGUACUGUCCUGUGCUACUCAUCCUUAGACAGACAGAGUUGGCCAAGUCCUGCACUGAAAGAGAAGUUCACAAGUGAGCUGUUGGAUCAUGGCUGCUGCUCAGGACGAUGCAGUCCAGCUGGUAGCAGCCCCAGUAAGCCUGGCCACACCUCCUCCUCUGGCCUGCACAGCCCCAGACGCUACAGUCCAGCUCAUGGGAGCCACUUCCAAAGGGUGGCACACAUGGCCCGACUUGCAGCUCUGUAGAGCCAGCCAGUUUGCUUGGUCCUGGGGUUCAUUAACUUCUUUGUUUUUAAAAGAAGGGUAAUAGGUUAAUUGGUAAAAGUUCCAUGAAAGAAUGUAUUCUAAAUAACUUCUUAAUCCUCACUUUGAGGGUACCAGAAUUUUAAAAAAUACAGUGUUCUGAGUAUAAUUUAAAUGUCUGCUAUCUUGGAGGAAGUUACUGAAAGCCAACUCAGAUACAAGUUGUUUGAAACGUGUGGCUGCAGUAAUGAUUCAGACUUUUCUGGUGGAAACACCUAGUUUUGGAGUGGAGCAAAGGCAGUUGACAGACAAGUGAGGUGCGAACAGCAGCUCUCCAGUUCCUGCAUGCACACCGCUGUUCCUGAAGCAGGUGUGCUGUGUGUUGUCGCUUCUCUUCUUUUUGGGGGGAGGAGCAGCUUUCUAAUAUGCAAUGGCAAAAAUGUGUGUGUUACUUCCUAGUUGUUCCAACAGUGAGAAAGCAGGUGGCAGAGUAAAUGGCUUGACUAUCUCAGACUUGAGUAACAAUGCUCAAAACACUGCCAGAUUAAACCAAAAAAA